This is a messenger RNA of Amphimedon queenslandica, 972 nucleotides long. Its product is annotated as beta-1,4-galactosyltransferase galt-1-like. The transcript has a single exon. Lineage: Eukaryota; Metazoa; Porifera; Demospongiae; Haplosclerida; Niphatidae. Gene Ontology annotation, cellular component: cytoplasm. The record is from RefSeq and is a predicted model, not a curated record. Gene Ontology annotation, molecular function: glycosyltransferase activity. Bases 113 to 823 code for a protein of 236 amino acids.
UAUCCCCAUACAAACCAUUAAACCCAAGGAAUAUGAUUAUAAUUUUGGUGUUUGUCUUCAUAAAGGGAUUGGACCUGAUUUCAAGCCUAAGGUACUUCUGGAUUAUGUGAAGAUGCACUUGGCAGUAGGAGCUGAAAUAAUAACAAUAUACAUACAGACUGGGGCAGAAGGAGUCUAUGAUAUAUUACUACCAUACAUUAAUAAAGGAACUGUUGAAGUAUUGGACUGGAAGCUAGAGCCCAACAUUACUAAUGGAGGCUCCCAUCAUUACGGACAGACUGGGAUAAUAACUGAAUGUCUUUGGCGUAAUAUAUAUCGAGUGAAGUACUUGGGUAUGAAUGAUGCUGAUGAGUUCUUUAUUCCGGUACAACAUAAGACAAUAUCGGAGCUGAUGUCUGAUAUUGAUAAAGCUCCUACCGCAACUUUCGGUUUUCAGAAUUUCAUGAUGAAAGGGAAUGAGAUGCUGCCAAAAGUAGCGAAAGCGUUGAGUUCAAACAGCUGCUCUGAGAUAAAGAAUGACUCCCUCCCUAUUUAUUACACGAGAAGCAAAGGCUGUGUCAUGAGGGGGCGGUAUGUUCAAAAGGCUGUAUUUCUUCCUGAAGCCAUUUACAUUCCGUGGGUCCAUCACCUCAUCAAGCGGCAGCAUCAGAGGAAGGAGUAUAAGGAGGAGCUUAGGGUACCAGAGGAUAAGGGACUCUCCUAUCAUUUCAGAGAUGGUUGGUAUGACCGACCUGAUACUAAAAAUAGGAAAUGUUCUACUCGAACUUACAAGGCUACAGUGAUUGAGAGGUACCUCAAGGCAAUGACUGGCUGUGAUAUUUAAUGUAUUACGUCAUAUGACAACUAAUGAAUUUUAUACUACUGUUAUAGUACUGUUAUUAAAACUAUUUCAUAAACUCUUUUCUAUUUCUGAUGCAAUAAUAUCUUUGGUAGACAUUUUUUGACCUUCAGUUAGUUUGUUCCCCCAAGUCA